Clonostachys rhizophaga is the source of this 720-nucleotide messenger RNA. The record is from the annotation of a GenBank genome assembly. NCBI's taxonomy places the organism in Eukaryota, Fungi, Ascomycota, Sordariomycetes, Hypocreales, Bionectriaceae.
AUGCAUUAUGCGGUGGCUGAGGUCCGAAGAGGGAGAAACUCCAACGAUUGCGGCUAUCUAAACGGUACUCUGCCUCUUAGCGAGAACAUCCGUUUUCUAUCACACGGCCCAUCAACCAAAUUCCCUCGCCUUCAUGAUGCCGAGAUGCAGUUCUGGGCCUUUUCCGAAUGUCGCCCUUUGAUUGAAGCCCUUGUUAUGAACGGGGGUUCAUCCGUGGAGUCUGGCGUCAGUAGUCUUGUCGGCGGCAUCAUGACGAUUCAAGAUCGAUACAACGAGGCAUUGUCCAAGAAAUACAAUACUCCGCCGGUCAACUUCGAACCCAAUGAUUCUACGAUUGAGCGUCUUAAUCCAGCUCUGGGCCCUGAUGACGAAGCGCUUGGCACCCGGUCAAUCGGAGCCAUCGGCUUACAUAUUGGUGCAGCCAUUAUAUUCUGUCUCGUUGGCAUCAUAGCCCUUGUUACUUUGGGUGUUCGGAUAUGGGUAGGUCCGCCUUCGCUCACCUCAUGGAUCGCACAGCAUAUCCACUUGUCACAAAUGGGCGUUUUGUCGUUAGAGGAUGACCAGAAGACCCUAGAAAACCCUUACCUAGCUGCUCCUCAUGAUCUUUGGAGGCUUCACACGAAAGGGUACCGUGAAGUAGAAGACUCGGAAACAUCUGAUACAGAGCUGGACGAAAUGCAUAUGCCGCCGCAGAGGCCUCACUCGUUUAAUGGAACCUAG